CGCCUCUUCGCUUCCAAGAUGAUCAAGAAAAGAAGGAACAAUGGUCGUGCCAAAAAGGGCCGUGGCCACGUGCAGCCUAUUCGCUGUACCAAUUGUGCCCGUUGCGUGCCCAAGGAUAAGGCUAUUAAGAAGUUCGUCAUUCGGAACAUCGUAGAGGCCGCAGCCGUCAGGGACAUUUCCGAAGCGAGUGUUUUUGACGGUGAGCUUCUGGCGCGUGAACUGUCCUAUGUGCUUCCCAAGCUGUAUGUGAAACUGCAUUACUGCGUGAGUUGUGCCAUUCACAGCAAGGUAGUCAGGAAUCGUUCUCGGGAAGCCCGGAAGGACCGAACACCUCCACCCCGAUUUAGACCUGCUGGUGCUGCCCCACGACCUCCACCAAAGCCCAUGUAAGGAGCUAAGUCCUUAAAGACUGAAGAAAUACUGUUCCCUGGAAAGACAAUAAAGUGGAAAUUAUACUUAAAAAAAAAAAAAGA
This is a messenger RNA of Balaenoptera ricei (Rice's whale), 473 nucleotides long. RefSeq names its product small ribosomal subunit protein eS26-like. Gene Ontology annotation, molecular function: structural constituent of ribosome; mRNA binding. The record is from RefSeq and is a predicted model, not a curated record. Gene Ontology annotation, biological process: translation. The transcript has a single exon. The coding region runs from base 19 to 390 and encodes 123 amino acids. Lineage: Eukaryota; Metazoa; Chordata; Mammalia; Artiodactyla; Balaenopteridae. Gene Ontology annotation, cellular component: ribosome; cytosolic small ribosomal subunit.